CAUGAGUGUGGGGGUGCAUGGCACAGUAUAAGGUACCUGACCAGCAAAGGAGGAAGCUAGAUCCUAAGGCACAGUGGGGGAUCUUCCUUGGGGUUUCUGAGAGGAGCAAGGCUUGGGUGCUAUGGAGUGUAGCUGACCAGCGUGUGAUGGAGAGCCGUGAUGUGAUUUUCCAUGAGGGGCUGAAUUAUAAGGGGUGGAAGGAGCGUGGUGCAAGCCAUAGUGGGACUUCCAAUCAAGACCCUCAUACAGCCUCUAUCUUUGAGGGGGCAUGGGAGGACCCUGGAGAUGAAGGGGAGGAGCAGCAGGAGGAGCCAGAACCAGCUGAUUCUAACCAUGAGGAGUCCCGAGAGACAGAUUCUACCCCUCAGCCAGCCACGCAGGCCGAUGCGCAUGAUGAUCAGCCAGAGCAGCAUGUGCCUUCAACUCCAUCGAGAAGCAGUUGGCAGCAGUUGUUGAACCAGCAGCUGUCCAAGACUCCAAGGACUCCAAUGAAGAGGGUGACUUGGGAGGAGAAGCUGCAGAGGCUGGAAGAAGGAGAGGCAACACCUCUGCGACGCAGUGCUCGAAUUUCCCAGCCACCUGAAAGGUUUACCCCGGGGCACAUUGCACGCAUGCAUGAUCAUCUUGUGUCUGAUUUGGAUGAUUGCAUGCUUGUGGACAUGCAUGGGCAUGAGUAUGCUCUUGAUGUGUGUCUAAUGGGUCAGGUACAUGAGCCUAGGUCAGUCCACGAGGCGCUGAACCGUCCCGAAUGGGUUGAGUCCAUUUAUGGGCUGAAGCAAGCCCCACGACAGUGGUACCUGAAAUUUGAUGAGGCUCUCAUGGAUUUUGGGUUUGAGAGAUCUGAGUGUGACCCUGCCUUGUACCACUUUGUGAGAGAUGAGGAGAGGAUCUCCUUAUUCCUCUAUUCCUUUGGUCUUUCAGAGGCCAACCCCGUGCGUACUCCUCUGCCGACAGGCUUUGAUGUGCAUGCCUAUGAGGAUGAACCUUUGCUGCGAGAUGAGCUGGUCAAGCUCUACCAAAGCAUUGUGGGAUCCCUCAUGUAUGCUUGUACUACCACACAGCCGCAGAUUGCAUUCGCAGUCUCACAGCUAUCUAAGGUCGCCUCUUCUAUCUCUUGGCAGAGCAAGAGGCAGCCCGUGGUGGCACUCUCUACCACUGAGAGUGAGUACAUAAGUCUGUGUCAGUGCAUUCAGGAGGGUGUGUGGCUGAGGCGUUUGUUUGGGGAGUUUGGCCAUGCUCAUACUGGUGGUGUGCCUGUGUUUGUGGACAAUCAGUCUGCCAUUGCCCUUGCACGGAAUGCAUGCUUGCAUGGCCGCACCAAACACAUGCAGGUCCGGUGGCAUUUCAUUCGGGAGAUGGUGGCUGCGGGAGAGGUGAUUUUGCAGUGGUGCCCCACCAACCGUCAGGCUGCUGAUAUCCUUACCAAGGCUCUUCCAUUUGAGCGCCAUGGUGUGUGCAUGACCUUGCUCGGGAUGCAGCCCCAUGAUGACCGGGUUCCCGCAGCAGAUGCCGGCGUCUUGGUGCUCCUCUCCUUGGCGGACUCCAUGCUCUGGGUGGCCCCAACCCAUGGGCAAGGGGGAGUGGUGUGAAGUCUUUUGCCCUAUGGUGUUGAGCCACACCCAGCACGAGCAAGGGGGAGUGAUAAAUGUGUAUUAUUCUG
Messenger RNA from Closterium sp. NIES-67, 1660 nucleotides. The record is from the annotation of a GenBank genome assembly. Lineage: Eukaryota; Viridiplantae; Streptophyta; Zygnematophyceae; Desmidiales; Closteriaceae.